AUGGCCAUCUCCCUGAUGCUCGCUUCCCUAAUCGCUUCCCUUUUGAUCACCGUGGCAGCCUCAAACGAUCUCAGCUUCACAUACAACCGUUUCCCUGCCGCGGCGGCAAACGACAACCUGAUCCUCGCCGGAAUAGCAGAGUUCAAUUCCGACCGCCUCCUACGGCUCACCAACGACAGCAUGCAGGAGAAAGGCCAGGCCUUUUACCCUCACCCAGUCAAAUUCAAGUCAAACGGCACCGUUUCAUCCUUCUCCACGACCUUCGUCUUCGCAAUCAUGCCGCAGUACGCCAAUCUCGGCGGCCACGGGAUCGCCUUGGUCAUCUCCCCUACCAGAGGCCUCCCUGAUUCUCUCCCAAGCCAGUACCUCGGCCUUUUCAACGAGUCCAACAACGGCAACCUCACCAAUCACGUCUUCGCCGUGGAGCUCGACACAAUCUACAGCAGCGAGUUCGGCGAUAUCAAUAACAAUCACGUCGCCGUCGACAUCAACGGUCUGGAUUCACUAUUAGCAGCUCCGGCAGGGUACUACGACGCAGGCGGAAACUUACGGAAUCUGACGCUCAUCAGCGGUCAACCGAUGCAGGCUUGGAUUGACUACGAUCAAGUAGAAAGCCGAAUCGAUGUCACUCUAGCUCCGAUUAGCGCCGCCAAGCCAACAAGAUCCCUGCUGUCAUUGAGAAAAGACCUGUCGGAGAUUUUGGAGGAUACGAUGUUCAUCGGCUUCUCAUCGUCCACUGGCUCGUUCCUCACUCAUCAUUAUGUAUUGGGUUGGAGCUUUAGACUGAAGGGCCAAGCUGAAUCUCUGUCCAUCUCUCCGCUUCCUAGGAUUCCCAGGAUUGGGCCGAAAGGGAAAUCCAAGGCCUUGGCAAUCGCGAUUCCUGUGAUCUCCGUCACUCUGGCUCUGGCGGUGAUUCUGGGGGUCGUUUAUUUGGUCAAGAGGCAGAGGAAGUUCGCGGAGGUGUUGGAAGACUGGGAAGUUGAUUACGGGCCUCACAGGUACAAAUUCAAGGAUUUGUACAGGGCAACCAAAGGGUUUCGAGCGAAAGAGGAAUUGGGUCGGGGCGGAUUCGGCGUCGUUUUCAGAGGGGUGCUGCCCAAGUCCAAGAUCGAGAUCGCCGUGAAAAGGGUCUCCCAUGAUACCCAACAAGGGAUGAGGGCAUUCGUGGCGGAGAUUGUAACCAUCGGCCGGCUAAGUCACCGGAAUUUGGUUGGUCUCCUGGGUUAUUGUCGGCGCAAGGGGGAAUUGCUUCUGGUGUACGAUUACAUGCCCAAUAGCAGCUUGGACAGGUACAUCUACGAUCAACCGAAACUGGUACUAGAAUGGUGGCAGAGAUUCAAGGUGAUAAAGGGCGUGGCUUCAGGGCUAUGUUAUCUACACCAGGGAUGUGACCAAGUCGUGAUUCACAGAGAUGUGAAAGCCAGCAACGUGCUGCUAGACAGCGAAUGGAACGGCAGGUUGGGGGAUUUUGGUUUGGCUAGGUUGUAUGAUCAUGGGUCGGACCCGCGAACCACCCACGUGGCUGGGACUCCGGGCUACCUUGCACCGGAUCAUGCACGAACGGGGAAGGCCACGCCGGGCAGCGAUGUCUACGCUUUUGGGGCCUUCCUGCUGGAGGUGGCCUGUGGGAGGCGGCCCAUCGACCCAACGAGGCCCGCUGGAGAGGUGAUACUGGUUGAUUGGGUUUUUGCCAAUUGGGUCAGUGGGCAGAUUGUGGAGGCGAGGGAUCCGAAUUUCGGAUCGGAGUUUGUGGUGGAGGAAUUGGACUUGGUGUUGAAACUUGGGUUGUUAUGCUCUCAUUCGGACCCUGAAGCCCGGCCCAGCAUGAAGCAGGUGGUGCAGAUGCUGGAAGGUGAAUUGCCUCUACCGGAUAUGUCGUCCAUGGGACUUUCCCUUUCAUCCAUUGGCUUGAAUUUUGGUCGUCGUGAAGGGCUCAUGGGGCUUGCUUUAUCAACUUCUCCUUCUUCUGGGUCUUUCACUCAUUUGUCUUCUGCAGAAGAGUCCCUUGUGUGCGGCGGCCGUUAG
Messenger RNA from Linum tenue, 2025 nucleotides. NCBI's taxonomy places the organism in Eukaryota, Viridiplantae, Streptophyta, Magnoliopsida, Malpighiales, Linaceae. The record is from the annotation of a GenBank genome assembly.